AUGGCUGCUAGGCUAUUGGAUCGCACGCAAGAAGAAAAUGGAUCAAUGUACUAUAAAGGCGGUUUGAUUUCCGAUGUCACAUACCGCUUUUUUGACACAGGAUACUUGCUCACAACUUCAAUGUAUUGUCAGCAAAUCAAUCGAUGGAUUCCGAUUCAACUUAGCUGGAUACGUGGUUUGUCUGAGAAUUAUUACAAGAUUCACUUUGCAACUCUAUUCCGUCAAUUCAUGCGACCCGAAAUCCUAGAUGAGGAUCGGAAAGAUCUGGCCCGGAACAUUGUUGAUUUCUCCAAGGCUCAAUCAGAAGGAUUCAUAUCGGCAUACCUGGAAGUCUUUGGUGGGACCGACCGAGUUGAAGCACGUAACAAACUCAAAGGCUGUAAGCAGCAUUAUCGUGCCUCAAUCACCCGCAUCAAACGCAACCGUGCGGUUAUCAUGGCAGAUGAGGUUUCCGUCUUUGAAAGGAUGUGUGAAUCGUUGUUGGUUGCUUCAAAGGAGGGAAGCCCGACCCAUGAACAAAAGAUAGACGAGAUUCGACGCCGAUUCCCAAAGGUGAAGAAGUGGAUUGACUGGUGGACAAUGGCCGAUGUUGAAGCCAUGUUGUUUCCAAGCCGGAAUGGAAGGUUAGAAGAUAGCCCCAAUGAUCUCUCUGGCCUCCCAGAUACAACCAACGCUCAAGAAAGCAUGCACAGGGUGUACUACAUGUUGAGCAACGGUAAGAAGUCCUUGAUGAUCGGGUUGAUCGAACUCUUCGCUUUCGUGAAGGCCCUAGAGAGGGACUGGGAACAUGUCCGACGUGGAAUGACAAUAGCUUAUGGCUCCCUUCCAAGCAAGCAGGUAGAUGUGGCACAGUCCGUUGGCUGGACAAAGCUUAACAAGCGUCAAAAAUCUGCUGUCAACGAUGGACGACCCCCCGAUACAUCGGAACAGCUCCUUUCAGACUUGGAACGUGCACCCAAACGAGCAAAACUUGGCCGGCCGAAAAAUUCACCAAACAUUAUCAAGAACACACCAGCCACUUACACAUCGUAUGUUGCCUCAAAUCAGCCAAAAGCUCGUAAUCGGUGUUGGCUGGCUGCAGCCUUAGAGUCUUUGUAUGCUGUUUACAGCCCGCUCUGGCUGCAAGAACCUGGGGGAAAGAAGGAUGAUCUAUUUUUCUUUCUCAUCUCUCAUUUCACAUGUCGGACAACUUACGAGAUGACAAGAAGCACGCAAGUGCGAUCAAUCCUGACUCGAGGCUCCAACAAGCUCUUCAACGAGGUGCACAAACUUUUUCCAGAAAGCUUUGUCCAUGGCGAAUUUGCGUCUUUGGAUUUCUUUGUGGAAUUGAUGCUGGAUCCGACCCGAAACAAGUCAAAAAUGUUACCAAAACUGUUUCAGGUCGAAGAAAACCGCAAAUUCACCUGUACUUUCCACCCAGGUCAGCAGCAACAUCCUCGUGGAUCUCGUACCUUGAGUGUCAUCAAGAUAACCAAAUCAAUGUUUGACACAAACAACAUUCGGUAUUCAAACUUCAUUGACCUUUUCAAUCAAUGGACAAACGGUGGUCUUCUUGGAGUUUCUGGACUUCAGUGUCGCAAAUGCAUCAGCAAAUCACAUCAGGACGGCCAGCCGUCCCCCAACACACCCACGUUCCAAAGUUAUCUGAGUGAGCGAUCGACUCUAUCCUUUCUCGGCAAUACACCUCCGGCUCAUCUAUACUUCCAUGUUGAAGUGGCACCAAUCUUGUCAAGGGACACCCAACAGGAGAUCAUGGGUGGUGUCAAUUGGCCCUUCAAGCUCACAUUCAGAGGCGAAGAGUACACCUUGAUAUCACGUGGCUUUUGGACCGGCGCCCACUACUGGGGAAAGGUUUUACGGCAUUUCAACGGACUCACCGGUGUAUGGUUGCACGAUGACCACCUCAAUGGGGGGUUUGCCCAGUUGGUUAGCCAGGUUCCAGGAAGUAUCAGCGGUGCACACCCAGACACCAGCUCGUUAAUAUACUCUCGGUGCUGGACACCAACUGAGACUCAGUUUAUAGACAAUAGCAUUGUCAAGAUCAAGAGAGACAACCCUAAGGUUACCAUCUCCGACAUCCCAUUUGUGAACAUGCAAGCAGUGAUUUGUUCUGCAUUUGAUUCGGCAUUACCUCAUCUGACUGGCAAUCCGAUUCCACCCCCCGAGCCUGUGCCCUCCGUCAAGAUCACUUCACCGGACGAUGACUACAAACUAGACGGUAACCAGAUGGAAAUUGACUCUCAAGCCUGCAAAGAUGCGACACUUGAGCCGCCAUCUGAAAGGGGCUUGAAGAUUCGCAUCAAGAGGACCAAACCAACGAAUCAAGACUCCCUUGAUCUAGCGAUCCCGUUAGAUUCACAACUACUUCAUGUAUCUGGUGCACCAACGGUGUCUUUGACCCCAUCUCUCCCAAUUGAAGUCCCACCCAAGACCAUCCCUGCCACGACCCCAGCGAAGCGAACAAAGAAGACUCGAGUGCCGAAAGAGCUUCCAAAGAUCAAGAUUCAUCAAAAGGAAAAAUUCGUUCCAGCCCCUUUGACUAGUGCCGACUGGAACCGCCUUGCGAGUGUUAGUCGGGCCUAUUGGGACGAGCACUGGGAGGCGAAAGGGAUUAACGACUCCGCAGUGAAACCAGUUGCGAGCACCGCCAACGUGGAUUUGAAGUCACUACAUCGGCCGAAUAUCGGCCAAGCGGACCCGGUACCUGCGCCGGCUAGCAAGGCUGUAGCUCCGGGUUGUCAAGGGACCCGUAGAUCUUUGAGAAGGCGGGUGGCAUAG
Puccinia graminis f. sp. tritici CRL 75-36-700-3 is the source of this 2778-nucleotide messenger RNA. RefSeq lists its product as uncharacterized. Bases 1 to 2778 code for a protein of 925 amino acids. The record is from RefSeq and is a predicted model, not a curated record. The transcript is spliced from 4 exons. NCBI's taxonomy places the organism in Eukaryota, Fungi, Basidiomycota, Pucciniomycetes, Pucciniales, Pucciniaceae.